UUAUUGUUUCUAUUAAAUUCGCUUAUGCUGCUGAGGCUGCAAACGGUGAAUACUGCGCUAGGAACCGCAGGAAGAGGAACGCCCGACCAGACUGAAAAGCCUGAGACAAAGGGGGUUCGGGAGAAGACCAGUUAAUUUCAGCACAAGGAGCGGGAAAGAGCGGGGAGCACGGCAGGGGCGGGCCGGGCUCCCACGGCGAGGGAGCGGCGGCGGGGCGGGAGGAGGCGCUUCGGGCGCUCCUGAGGGCUGAGGGCGGGCCGGGCCGGCAGGAGGGCAAAGCGGCGGCGGAGCGCACCGGGCCGCCAUGGUGCUGCUGGUGGUGAUGGGCGUCAGCGGCUCGGGGAAGACCACGGUCGGGUCGCGGCUGGCGGAGAAGUUGGGAUGGAAAUUCUACGAUGCAGACGAUUAUCAUCCUCUAGAGAAUAAGAAGAAAAUGGCAGAAGGGAUACCACUAAAUGAUGAGGACAGGAUUCCUUGGCUUUGCACAUUGCAUGACAUACUAAGGAGAGAAGACACAUCUAGACAAGAUACCAUUCUGGCCUGUUCUGCACUGAAGAAGAUGUACAGGCGUGUGCUAAUUAGUGGAGCAUCUGCAAUUGAAAGCAAGCAGCCAGACCAACCAGGAGAAAAACCAGCACUGAAGAUCCUCUUUGUUCAUUUGGAUGGACCUAUGGACAUCAUUGCUGGCCGCCUGGAGAAGCGGAGAGGUCAUUUUAUGCCACUUGAACUUCUCAAGUCUCAGUUUGAUACUCUAGAGCCACCUAGUGCACCAGAAAACUUCAUUACUGUCAGUCUAGAAAAAUCUCUUCCAGAAAUAGUGCUAGAGAUUGAGCGUGCCAUUCUUCAGAAUGAGGCUUUGCCGGAGUAAUUUCCUGAAUUGACACAUAAAGAAAUUCACUGAAAGACAGCAAGGCCAUGAGACAGGAUUUUAAUUAUUAAAAUGAUUAUUAAAACAAACCCAUUUAUUUUUAAGAGCUGGUUUACUAAUCAGAUUUUUUGGUCAUGGCCCUGUAAAAGACAUAUAAGAUGUAAUUUUCAAGAACUGUUAACUUUUUAAGCCCUUUAUUCUCUGAAGUUAAAAUUCUCAUUUUAGUAAGUCGCUUUUGAAAAUCCUGGCAAGGGUCCCACAGAGUAAUUUAUUUUCUUAAUUUUAAUAUUUACUCUGUCAGACACUGAGAUGUGCACAUUUGCUAUUACAAGAUCAAUAAUUUACAGCUUUGUUUAAAAUAACACUAUUUUCCCCUACAAGAGGCAGGAACACGCACAAUUGUUGGAGUGUGAAAAACAAAGGCCUGAGUUCCUCAGAGAAAGAUCAAAAUCCAGGGUUUGAAUUAAAGCCUUUAGAGAAAUUAAAAUAUAUUAAGCCACACAGGCAUGAAAUAGAGCUGUAAGCUUAAGUAAAUAAGUUAAGUAAGAAUAUGUUUUAAGUGCCUUAAAGAGCAAAAGCAUUAGAAUCUGGUGUAAAAAACAAGCUUCAAAAACAUGCUUCAGUAAGAGCUCAAAAACAUAGUUCUAGACAUAGAAAAAAUAUAGUAAGAAUAUUGCUUACAUUCUUCAGAUAGAACAGAUAGGCUAUAUGCACAAAUUAUAUGUAAACUUUUGUAUUACAGAACCAGAAUUCUGAUAGGUUUAGAAGAAAUGCUUCAGGUUCAUGUUUUUAGCUCACUGGGUAAUUUGUAAUAAAAUCCGUGUAUUGGAGUGAGAACGCUCUCACUCUCUCCUCUCCUCACUGCCAUCAUCAUUGCCCAGAAGACCACAGGAGCUGCUCUGCAACUUCGGCCCUCUCAGGGUCCUGCAGCAAGAGCUGCUUCUAUUUCCAAUCAUGACUUCUAAUCAGGACUCUAUGCCAAAAGCUUUUAGCAUGGACUUUAACACUUGGGACUCUUUGUCUUUUGAGACUAUGUGCCUUUACAAUAAACAACUUUAUAGCAACUGAAAACUGCUCUGCUCUUUUGAAGAAUUAAACCCAUAACAAUCUCAACACAUGAUGAAGUUCCAUACAUGAUGCUACCCCUGUCUCACUGCCAGAUUUUCAUCAAGUUGUAGGUUCUUGUGUUUGUAUCCUUGACCUCACCAGAGCACUGAUGACUUCAUGAGAACUUUUCUGAUCUCUUAGUGUAUGACCAUGAAGCUGAAAAAUGUGAGAAAAAAAAAAAGGUGGUGGUGAUGCACUAUACAAAAUGUAAUUAAAUGGAAAGCGUUAGAAAUAAAACUUGAGUGGUAUCUUACUGGCUUCAAACUUAAGAGCUUUUAUGUGAGUCAACCAGUGAUUUAAGGUACUGAAAUCAAGAUUGAUAGACAUUUCUUUCUUUCUGAAAACUUACUGUUUCACAGUUGGACCUUUUCCUUCGCUUCCCAAUGCUGGUGGGCACCUCAGUGCAUGUCAGUGCAAUUGCUUUAAAGCUUUUGAUUAAACUAUUCCUAAUACAUAUUUUUCUCAUCCUUUUUUAAUAACAAUGAGAAAAAAAUUCCAAAUACCUGAUCAGUCACCCAGCUGACAGACUUUAAGGUUAAAGUCCUUUUUUACCACCAAGGUGUUUUCAUGUUGUGUUAUACAAGACAUGCCUUUUCAGCUUAAUGUUAGGAAAACCUGAAAUAGUUUCUCUAAGAAAGAUUGAGUCUUGUCUGAAUGGAGACAUCUCCAUGUGGUAUCACACAUGGGUAUUUUGUGUGUAUCGUGCAAUUUUUUUUUUAUUCCUGGGAUGAUAAUGAACUCUUGUGGAAGAACACCUCAUGUCUGAAAGCAUCUUUAGUGUAAUUUUUACCUAGGUAAGUAGUUGAAAAACAUUAGUCAUGGUUCUCAAUAUGUAUGAAAACAGUAAGGGCUUUGUGGUUUAUGCAGCAAACUACUGUGCUUAAAUUAGUGCAAUAAAUGGGCAUUAUCUUACUGAAAGCAGCAAUUUUUAGACACAGAGUUUAGGAAUUUUAGGCAUUAACCUACCCAUAAAUUUUCUGGGUAUACCUACCCAGGUAUUUUCUGUUUAUUGUGACUCGAAGGGAGAAUACCAGGCAGUUAGCAGUUUUAGUCUAUUGCUGUACACUGCAGGGGAUCUCACCUCAGAGCUUGUUUGUUCCAAAAGCCAGGAUGCAAGUUUAAGACACGGAGGCAAAGUUAAGUGCAAGAGACAAGGAUGUCUGUAUGCUUCUUAAUACUCUCAAAUUUCAGAGCGCUCUUCAGUGACUUGUCACACCUGUACAAAUUUUGCAGCUAUGAAAAUCAGACACAGCACCCUCUUGUGGCACCUCUGCUGUUAAGGAGGUCUUCAUCUUUUCCAAUACACCAUUUUAUAAACAGUUGACUAAUGUACCCAUUAUUAAAUACAGAUUUAUGCUUACUUUCUUUCACACACAAUAAAGCCAGACCAAGACUCUGUGCAGCAGCUGCAUCAUGUCACACAUAGACAUGAUCAGACCUUUAAGAGAUUUUUUUUAAAAAGGGACAUUUUUCACCAACAGAAAAUUGUACUCAACAGUUAAAAAAACUUCUCUUUUAGAGAGUUUUAUGUAAGCAGCUUGGAUUUUGGGAGGCUUCUAAACAAAGUACUAUGUUUGUAUGUACAGGCAGUUCACGCUUCUUCAAAUUAAGUCAGGGUAUUUCAGGGUCUUUGCUUCUAUGUUGGAAAUAUUUCCUUCCCUUACCCUUUUGAUAUAUUUGCAUUUUGCUUUUACUUAAAAGAUACUGCAAAGAAGGUUGUUGUCAACAUGAUCAGUUGUCUUACCUGCUGUUCUGAAAGACAAUAAAGCAUUACUUCUGUUCACUUGUGUUUCUCUGCAUUACAAAUUAAUAGAUUAAGAUGUGAGUUAUCCCAAUAUUAACCACAUGAAAGUACUCUCAGAGUUUAAUCAAGCUGUGCAAGUAUGCAGUCGAAGAAAAAGGUAGCAGAACAAUCCCUGUCCAAACACAAUCCUACAUUUCAUUUACUUGAUUUUGGUGUAAUUUGGUUUUUUUGUUGUGAGGAUUUUUUUUUUAGUUUUGUUGUUUUUAAACAAACACCACUAUUCUAGGGAUGUCAUGUUGAGGUUAGUUGGGCAGGCUUUUAGUAUUUAGUACAACUUACCCAGAUGCAAGUGCUCUGUGUGUAUUUUGAAAUGUAUUUAAGCAAAUGCAGCAAAAACUGAGGAGGAAACACCUGGAAUUAGAAAUUGCUUUCCCUCUCUAAGCACAAAUUAUCCAUGCAAGGUACAUGCACUAUACAUUCUCAAAAAAUUGUACUAAGCACAGUUAGUAACAUGCUGUUUAAAUACUGUACCUACUGGAACAUAAAUAUUUUUCAGUGCUGAAAUGAGAAAAUAAAAAUGAAAUGCUAUCUUUGCCAAACUGCACAAGUUAUCUAUACAGGCAAAGGAACAGACUGUAAAUUGGUAUGUGGGGUUUUCUUUUGGUUUUUUUAAAAUUAAUUAUAUUUAUUUUAUUAUGACAGGUUGUGGUAUUGUGGGGGGUGCCUACAGGAAUGACUUCUGUGAGAAGCUGCUGGAAGCCUCCUCCACCCCUGUAGAACCAAUCCCAGCUGGCUCCCAGACAGAGGUGCCGCUGGCCAAGGCUGGGCCUAUCAGAAACGGUGGUCACACUUUGUGAUAACAGAUUUAAGGCGGAAAAAACUGUGAUUUCACAGACGUAAUGGCAGCCAGAAAAGAAUGC
This is a messenger RNA of Oenanthe melanoleuca, 4639 nucleotides long. RefSeq names its product IDNK gluconokinase (gene IDNK). The transcript is spliced from 5 exons. Gene Ontology annotation, cellular component: cytoplasm. The record is from RefSeq and is a predicted model, not a curated record. The coding region runs from base 305 to 868 and encodes 187 amino acids. Lineage: Eukaryota; Metazoa; Chordata; Aves; Passeriformes; Muscicapidae. Gene Ontology annotation, molecular function: gluconokinase activity.